Molecule: messenger RNA, 1484 nt
Organism: Lethenteron reissneri (Far Eastern brook lamprey)
Lineage: Eukaryota; Metazoa; Chordata; Hyperoartia; Petromyzontiformes; Petromyzontidae
Product: src kinase-associated phosphoprotein 2-B-like
Cellular component (GO): cytoplasm; plasma membrane
Molecular function (GO): protein binding
Source: RefSeq, a predicted model, not a curated record
AUGGAGCGGCUUGAUAAGCAGGCUCUCCCUCCUCCUGCUGCUUCCGCGUGUUCGUGUUGCAGGAGCCACUUCCUCGAGCCGGCAUCGAAGAUGGACAACGAGGGCCUCCCGAGAGACGUGGCCGCACUCAUCAGAGAGAUGGACAACUUCCUGAGGGCGAUCGCCGACGAGAAGAUGGACGUGAAGACGAAGGCGCUCAAGAUAUCGCUGCAGAAAAGCGUGCGGCUCUGCCGAGAUCAGUACCGACUGGACCUGACUCACCGUGACGAGGAGGAUGAGGAGGAGGACGAGGACAUGUACGACGACGCGUGCGGGACCACGUGGGCACACGACCUCGCUCCGUCGCCGCCGCUCACGUGGAAGAACAAAAGCGUCGCUCCCGCGGUCGGUGCUCCCAGCCAUGAAAACACCAUCAAGGAAGGAUAUUUGGAAGUGAAGAAGAGAGACGCAGGCCGCGUGGUCGUGGACCAAGCGCUGAACGCUUUCUGUGUCCUCACCGCACGGGAGCUGCGUUUGUACGGCGACAAGAAAGACAAAAAGCUGCGCUGCUCGGUGUCGCUGGCUUGCUGCCAGGUGAAGCAGCGUGAGGAUUGUCACCAGGAGCGCUGCUGCUUUCAGCUGGUGGCACGGGACAAGACGUCGCACGAGUUCACGGCGGCUUCGGUGAAGGAGGCCGACAGCUGGGUGGAGGCCAUACAGAAGAUGACCGGAGACUGGGACGUGUAUUACAGAGACGUCUACCAGGGCCUGUGGGACUGCAAGGCCGACGCGGCGGACGAACUCUCCUUCCGCCGGGGCGACCUCGUCCACAUCGUGAGCAAGGACUACGAGAAGUGGCAGUGGUGGGUGGGCGAGCUCGACGGCAAAGUGGGGCUCGUGCCGCGGGCGUUCCUCGCCGCGGCGUACGAGAUGUGACGCGCGCGCCACUCGGGAGAGACGUCACGUGGUCAUGGAGACUCACAACCACCAGCAGAGCCGGCCACAGGAGCACGGGGAAACUCACCCACUGUGUGCCCCCCCCCCCCACCCCCACAACUCUACCCGAUGCCUUCAAACUAAACCGAAAGUGUUACACUUGACACCGUGACGUCAAAGCGCCCCGUCCCCCCAAAGCGCGGGGCCCGGGGCGUAACCCCUAGAGACGGCUCUGACAACCACCUUUCCUUGCUUUAACCACCAAAUCAUUACGAUAACCACCAUCCCUAUAUCUGACCACCAACCAGAACUGCAAGCACGAACCUAAAUUCCAACCACGCACUUACACACAGACGUAUACAUUCACACAGAGACCCACAAACUUACAGAGAGACCCAUAAACUCACAGAGAGCCCCACAGACUCGCACAGAGACCCAUAAACUCAUAGAGAGACACAUAGACUCACACAGCAGAGACCCAUAGACUCACACAGAGACCCAUAGACUCACACAGCAGAGACCCAUAGACUCACACAGAGACCCACAGACUCACACAGCGACCCACAAAC